AUGAACUUUGUGCGUGGCUCGCUGCGCGCGGCGCACUGUAUGCCCCGGUUAUAUGCGGUGCGCACGUAUGCGACUGCUGCACCUCUUGCAAAGACAUACACUCCAAAAGUUGUCAAGGUGCUUCCGUACCAAAAGACACGCAAAGCGCUUAGCGAUCGCAAAGCAUACUUAUACGCCAAGUACCGACGCAUCUUGCAGGAAAAUGAGCUGGUGCUUUUGUUGGAGACGGAGAAUGUAAGCGUUCCACUUAUGAAAAAGAUCCGUGCUCAAGUGGCCAAUGUCAAGUUUCCAGAUUCAGAUCGGGAACGGCUCGAAGCUGCACACGGCGGCUCGUGGUCACUGCCUACGACGAGUGUUCUUUUGGCGCGUACGGGUAUACUGCGUCCUGUUUGCAAGGAUGAUUCGGCACAGGUAGUGCAAGAGCUGGGGCCGUAUUUGCACGGCCAAUUAACGAUGCUUGUAUGCCCCAUCCUAUCGCCAGAGUACGUGGGGAAGGUGCUGCGCGCGAUUGAAAAACCAAUUCGGGAGGCGACACGCGCGAUUGAUUCCAAAAGUGGUAAAAAAGUACCGUUGAUGCGGCCACUCGCCGCAGUUGCGGAGCGCACAAAGCUCAUCGAUGCUGCUUCGAUCCCUAUGAUGACGAAACUGCCCAACCGCGCGAUGUUGCAUGCACAGCUAGUUGGAUUGCUUUCUGCGCCAGGACAACAGCUUACUGGCAUUAUUUCUCAAGCAGGUGGCGUUACGCUUGCAGCGACGCUCGAUGCGCACCGCCGUAGCCUUGAAAAAGACGCGUAG
Molecule: messenger RNA, 795 nt
Organism: Malassezia vespertilionis
Lineage: Eukaryota; Fungi; Basidiomycota; Malasseziomycetes; Malasseziales; Malasseziaceae
Exons: 1
Coding region: 1-795 (264 amino acids)
Biological process (GO): translation
Cellular component (GO): mitochondrial large ribosomal subunit
Molecular function (GO): structural constituent of ribosome
Source: RefSeq, a predicted model, not a curated record